CUGACUGUGGGAGCCAGACGAGAGCGCAGUACGUUCCCCGCAGCAGCUGCGAAGUGCCUGGUCUUCCUCUGGGCUGCGGGACUCCGAUAACUACUGAACCGGUCCUGGAGGACGGAGGCGGGGGGACAAAAAAACGGAAAACUGGAGAGCUACGAAGGGACGAGUGAUACUGUCACUUACUUCUAACGAGCCGGGACUAGUCCAGACACGGAUCAUCUCCGGAAUAGAAAGGCUACACCGAUGUAUGCACUGGAUUAUAACCACCACGGAGAGUUAGGACGAGGAAAAGAGUGGAUUUUAUCGAGCAGGGCUGUCGGGAUUUAGGUGUGCACCGAGGAGACCAUGGAUAAAACUUUGCUUAAACAGCCGAAAGAGAGCGGCGAUAAAGUCCUGGACAGCGUGCCGACGGGACUCUCUCUGGACGUGAGUUUAAACAUGGACGAGAGAGAGGAUUUCACGGAACAGCAGAUAGUCGGACUCCCGGACAAGAUCCCCCUGGUGAAACCCUAUUUCAAAAAGAAACACGGGCAGAGAAAAAUCGACGCCAAAUGUCUGCACCGGGCCCUGGAGGAUCCUAUUUUAACCACUUUGCUGACGGCGGACACUCUGGUCACUGGGGACGGGGUGUUCGUCUCCCACAGGCAGCCAAGUCGGACGCCGGGCAGCCUGUGCGCCGCGGCCGUGGUCAAACAGACCUGUAUCGGCCAGGUGUGUCUGAAGGACGCGGGCACCGCCGCCGCGGUGACCGGGCUGAUGGGCCACGACGCGGACCAGGAGAUGACUGACGACACCACGGUGGAGCUGGAGGAGACGGAGAGGCCGAAGCUGACGGAGCUGGACCUCCAGAUGGGGUCUAAUCCCAAAACCCACUGUUUCCAGUUGAAAUCGGCUCUCCGGCCGCACGACGUGGGGGCCGCGACCGUGGCGACGAUGACAAUAAUGCCCCCCACCCCGGACGCAAGUUUAGUAGCACCCCCGCCUCCUCUUCAAGAGAAGGGCAUUAAAACCAGUGACCUCUUCGCCUCUGAAGCCUUGCAGGGGACCAAUUGCCUCCCCAUCAAAGACAGUGGCGGUCCCCCUCCCAGCCUCCAUGCCUCUCAGCUCAGCAAAGAGGUGAUAUUUCAGGAUAAAAGCGAAGAGGCCUCUCUGGACCUGGUCUUUGAGCUCCUCACACAGCUUCAGUAUCACACACACCAAGCAGACCUUGUCCCCAUUUGUGUAGAUUUCCUGCAAGGGCUGUGUGUGUACGGCAGCGAUUGCGCCCACCACCACACCGUGUUGCCCUACCACUGGCAAAUUCACAGAAGCAGCACUCAGACCUGGCAGAGCAUAGCAGACGACGCUCAGGAACAGUUGGAGAGACUAUACUGCAACCCGGACAAUGAACAAGUCAGGCUCAAAUUUCAGGGUCGAGUAUUCUCCUUAGACUUCGGGACAAUGCGAGUGUGUGACCUGGAGUUUGACAGUGUUCGACGACUGACCACUCCCCCAAGCCCUUUAAGCACGCCAGCAAACCCAAACCCCGCCCUGAACUGUCACACAGUGUGGAAAUACUACUGCAGAGACAACUUUGGCUGGAGAGAAUACUCUGAGCCGGUGGUGAAACUGAUAGAGGAGGCAAGUGGCAGGGGUCUGAAGGAGGUGCGAUUCAUUACGCUCCAGAACCAGUAUAUCCUCAACAUCAGGGAGGGCUUCCAGCAGAAUGCCGUCUUUGGUUUCAGGCGCCAGAUCAAGAAGCGGCCCAUGUUUAUGUCCUCUGUGGUUCUCACACCCCACCUACAGACUUUGGGUGGCCUCUCUUCAUCUGCUCUCCCAUCCUCAUCAUCUCCCUCCUCUUCUUCUACUUUCUCUGUGGAUCUGUCCAUGUCACAUCCUCUGUCGCCAACCUCCACCAACUCCCCCAGCCUUUUCCCGGAGACAUGGUUGCCCAUGACGACGAACCAGGACUUCCUGCAGGUGCCAGUCUCUCGUGAUGACCGUAGCUACCGGACGGUGUACAGCCUGUUCCAUAAGACGGUGUCGGAGACCAAGUUCAGGAUCCUCAAGAUCCUCCGUGUUCAGAACCCAUUUCUCUGGGAGAAGUACAAGAGGAAGAAGGAAUACAUGUCACGGCGUCUGACUGGGAUGGAGAGGCUGCUGAGUGAACGCCACUUGUUCCACGGUACAUCGGCAGAUGUGGUGGAGGGUAUCUGCAAGCACAACUUCGACCCGCGCGUCUGCGGCAAGCACGCCACUAUGUUCGGGCAGGGCUCCUAUUUUGCCCGCAAGGCCGUCUACUCCCACAACUUCUCUAAGCGCUCGCCCAAAGGUGUCCACUGUAUGUUCCUGGCUAAGGUCCUCACUGGCAGGUUCACUGUGGGAAACCCUUCCAUGCGACGUCCUCCACCCAUCAGCCCCCGCGACCCCUCCAGUGACCUCUAUGACUCCUGCGUGGACAACUGGGUUGAUCCCCAGAUCUACGUCAUCUUCAAUGAUGACCAAAGUUACCCCUACUUUAUCAUCCAAUACGAGGAGGUUCCCAGCACAGUCACCAUCUAAGCACCAGAUCAAAUCUCGGUCGAGUUGUAUUCGCAACUUGUGUUAACGGUUUGUUUUAGCCCGCUUAUGUGCUGGAUGAGCAGGGUCGCCUCAUAAGGCAAUAAGCAGACUUAUUAAGAGUGUGAAAACUCAAAAUAGUUUGAAUUCAAACUCAAACAUACUUAAUUCAAACUCAAACUCAGUUAAUUCAAACACAAAGUGUUUGAAUUAAUUGAGAAUGUGCCUGACACUACUUGACUGAAUUGUCUUGAUGUGGUUAGCCAGCCAUAUCUGGCACUCAACACAGGUUAAAACAAAUGCUAAAAUUGAUUAGCAAAUACCAUAUGGCCCCAGGUAUGCACUGGACCAAGAUCAAACCUACACAUCUGCAUUACUAACAAGUCGCAUUAAACUGGACUUAACCAGAAGAUCAGCUCUGCUUUGUCGUCCAGUACCAAGAAGCCCCAUUUUCACUGAAGCUGUCUUCAAAGACCAGACCAGACCAGACCAGAUCAAACAGGCCGAAACCAGAGUAAACUGGUCAAAAACCGGACUGGACUAAAGCAACACCUGUUUCAUCCAGUAUUAUGAGGUUCCUGGCACUGAGGAUACUUGAGACCACACUGGACUGGACUUUGCCAGGUCAAACCAGACUAAACUGGCCCAAACGGGACGGAGCAGGCAUAACCCUACUUCUGUAUGAAGAGGUAGCUAGUACAGAACACUGGACCAGAAAGAACUUUGUCUAAAUCAUGUUAAUCUGGACCAGAACAAGGAAAAAAAGCAAACCUAAUCCCUUAAUCAUUUUAAGUUGGUACCUUGUGGUUGGUAUCAUGUGGCUAUCUGAAUGUGGCUUAAUAUCACGGCCCAACUGUUUCCCAACUCAGCAGUAGAAAGUAGUGCCUCGCCAUUACUGUAAUUGACCGACUGGCUGGAUUCUCCUUAGGAAGCAGUAACCAAAAUUGCCAGGCCCUCCACACUAGCAUAGUUAUCAUGGUGAUAUUCCGACCCACCCUGUUCCCCUGAAUACGGAAAGCGUAGUGAUAGUACACCCGGCCUUUCCCUAACAUGAGUUUUUGAGUAUAUGUGCUGUGUGUUUGAAUAUUUGACUUUAGUGGACAGCAACCUUGUGGCCUCCUCAACAGGAAAAUGGACAUGAAAUUCAGUCAGACUCAGUGCGUCCCAAAUUGAUAUUUACAAAUCCAGCCUGCCAUUUUGGGGCUCGUGGAGAGGACUUGCACCAAGACCGUACUGUUUGGAGAGGACGUUUUGCCUCGCCACCCGCCAUUUUGGUUUUUCAUGGGGGGUUAAAGUGUGUACAGUUUCACUGAGAUUCGAUGCUGCCGCGACAGCGUAGUGUUUCGUUAUUUUCAAAAAAUAAAAAACCAAACUUCCUGAAUCGUAUCUAUCUCUCGGACCGCUAUCUCUCUUUGAGAGACAGUAGACAUGCUUUGUCAAAACAAACUGUACAGAUGUUCUCCUUGUUAAUAUUUGAACUGUGUGCCUUUUGUUCAUAAAAAAUGUUUAUUUAUGUUAGUUUAAUGUAACAUUGAUUAAAUAAAGAAUCUAAAA
This is a messenger RNA of Lampris incognitus (smalleye Pacific opah), 4089 nucleotides long. RefSeq names its product TCDD-inducible poly(ADP-ribose) polymerase (gene tiparp). Lineage: Eukaryota; Metazoa; Chordata; Actinopteri; Lampriformes; Lampridae. The record is from RefSeq and is a predicted model, not a curated record. Gene Ontology annotation, molecular function: NAD+ poly-ADP-ribosyltransferase activity; zinc ion binding. The transcript has 7 exons. The coding region runs from base 343 to 2538 and encodes 731 amino acids.